This is a messenger RNA of Salvia splendens (bonfire salvia), 1811 nucleotides long. RefSeq lists its product as uncharacterized. Gene Ontology annotation, molecular function: DNA-binding transcription factor activity. Gene Ontology annotation, biological process: regulation of DNA-templated transcription. Bases 232 to 1365 code for a protein of 377 amino acids. The record is from RefSeq and is a predicted model, not a curated record. NCBI's taxonomy places the organism in Eukaryota, Viridiplantae, Streptophyta, Magnoliopsida, Lamiales, Lamiaceae. The transcript is spliced from 5 exons.
AAAUAUUCUCGUAUUCCAUUUCCACCAAGGCGUCAACCCUCUGCAAGUAGUGUAGAGAGAGAAAUUUACAGCUAGAAGCCAAAAUCCAUCUCAGAGAGGUCUUCCGGCGAACAAGAAACCCUAGGAUUAGUUAAUUUUCUUUGUCGAUUAUUACUAUCAAUUUUCCUUGAUUGUAUCUUACAUUAUCAAGAUCUUACUUCGUAAUUAUCCAAGGUACUAGCCUCCCCAGCUAUGGAAAACUCCAAGGGAUCAUCUACUGUUAGAAACAUGAUGUACAAUGGGAAGAAUCCGUUAUUGCCUCCUAAAAGUCCAUUUCCUAGCAUAUCUCCAUCAUAUGCAGAAUAUAUUCCUACUUCAGUGAUUGGUUCGAAAGCUCUUCCAAAACCCAGAGACGGAAGUCCACAUCAUCAGCGUACUUCUUCUGAAAGUUUUUUGAUAGAGGAACAACCGUCUUGGCUAGAUGAACUCCUUGAUGAACCUGAAACGCCUGUGCGUAAAGGAGGUCAUCGUCGCUCGUCGAGUGAUUCUUUUGCAUAUAUUGAUACAGCUAAUGCUGGAAGCAUGAACUAUGGAGCUCAAGAUGAUAUCAAGUUCAAGAAUAUGAUUCCAUUCCCUUCAUGGGGAUCUCAAGACUUUGAUUUUCAUAGGGAUAUGCGGCAAAGUUCUUUUUAUUUGGAUCCAACCCUUUCUGGCAGAACAAAGAGCAAGCCAUGGGAUGCACCUGUAAAUUCGAUUGCACCUCCUCGUGGCCUUCCUUCUAGGGAUGUUGCCACCAUCCAGAAUGCUGGAUCAGUGAACUCCUCACUGGAUGUUGAUAGAAAUCCAACUUCUUCUGCUCAAAAGUCAGAUGUUGAAUCUUUUUCUCAAGAUCCAAAAGGCUCCUUUGAGAAAAAAGACACUCACGUGAAGAAUCUGGCAUCAGAUACAGAUACAAAACGAGCCAAGCAGCAAUUUGCUCAACGUUCACGCGUCCGAAAGCUUCAAUACAUAGCUGAACUCGAAAGACACGUUCAAUCUCUACAGUUGCAGGCAGAAGGCUCUGAAAUUUCUGCUGAGCUUGAAUUUCUCAACCAGCAAAACCUUAUUCUCAGCAUGGAAAAUAAAUCCAUGAAGCAACGUUUGGACAGUUUAUCUCAGGAGCAGCUAAUCAAAUAUUUCGAACAUGAGGUAUUGGAGAGAGAAGCAGGAAGACUGCGAGGCCUAUAUCAGCAGCAGCAGAAACCGCCACAACCACAGCAGCAGAUAUCUUCUAGCCAUCGACGUGCCAAGAGUAGAGACCUCGAUCAACAGUUAGCUAAUCUUUCCCUGAAACUCAAGGAAACAAGUUCUGGUCAGGAUUCUCUCUCUGGCCAGCUUCAUAUGUAGAGUACUGUUUCUCGACUUAUUAUUGUGUUUCCAAGUGCUAACCAGCCCUCUCAACUGACGAUGCAUGCUGAUGACCAAAAUCACUCCCCUUACAUGGGAAGAAAGCCAGACUGGUCAUGCGGUGCUAUGCUACAACGCACCUGUUUGCGUUGCUUGUGUUCCUGUUUUCCCUUAUAUUCCUUGUUUUCAAAUGUAAGUGACCAUUGUCUCUCCUAAGGUUAGUGGCAUGUGCGCCUGGUAGUCCUCGCUCGAAAUUAGGAGUUCUGGCGGACGACUCACCCGAGGUGGUUAUCACCCGAAAAUGCUAGGUUUUAUUGUACCCUAAGUGAUUAAUCUGUCUUCCCAUUUCUGUUGCCUCCUGCAAGUUGGUUGUUAGUACUUGCUAGCAAUUUGGUAUGUGACAUGUCACAAUCAAUUCUUCAUUUAUGCAGUUACCGUUGCAUGUA